Molecule: messenger RNA, 3126 nt
Organism: Zophobas morio
Lineage: Eukaryota; Metazoa; Arthropoda; Insecta; Coleoptera; Tenebrionidae
Product: repetitive organellar protein-like
Exons: 4
Coding region: 1-3126 (1041 amino acids)
Molecular function (GO): catalytic activity
Source: RefSeq, a predicted model, not a curated record
AUGGAUACUACUAUUCAUAGAACGUCUUUACAUCCUUGGAGUCACAAAUUAGCCGCAUAUCAAUCAAUGUUACACAGAUUGUUGACUGUCCCCUUAUCUGAAAAUAACUUUGAGGUCGAACUUAAGAGAAUAAAAAUAAUAGCUAAAAACAAUGUGAAGUUCAAAAUUUUGGAGAACUACGAGCAAAUAAAACAACCAAGUGGAGAAAGUGAGCGCAGAAAAGUGCUGAGUGUAUGCGAGAAGAUUUUGAACACAACUGAAAAAACAGAAAAUAAUAGGGCUUCAAGACAAGAGCAAGAACAACACAAGGAUGAAAUUAAAGAAUUGAGAGAGGAAAAUAAAAAAUUAAGCAAUGAAAUUCAAAAAAUUAAAAACGCUAUGGUGGAGAUGGACAGAAGAAUAGAAAAUCUAGAAAAUGAAAAACGAAUGAAUAAUAUUCCCCAAGGCCUAAAAAUAGAAAAAAAAGAUCAAUGGCUAUUGGAUAAAGAGGAAGGGACUCUGAAGGAAACGAGUAUGGAAACAGAAACUAUAUUACCGCAGCAAACAAGAGAAAAUGAAAUCAGUGGGAAGUUAAGAAUAGCAACAUGGAAUGUAAGAAUGGUGUAUGACAAGGAAAAAUUGGAGGAACUAAUCAGCCAAAUUAAAGAAUACAAAUACGACGUGGUCGCACUACAAGAAACGAAACAGGAAGGAAAAAAAAACAUAGAAACAGAUGACUAUAUUUUGAUGACUAGUGGAGGAAAGAGUAGAAGAUUAGGAACAGGGUUCAUAAUAGCUAAAAAACUAACACUACUGGAAUUUAAAGAAAUCUCAGAAAGAAUGUGCCGUAUAAGACUAAGGGGUCAGUAUCAAGAAAUAUCGAUAAUAAAUAUACAUGCACCUACUGAAAAGGCCAAAGUAGCAGAAAAGGAGAAGUUUUACAGUAAAUUAGAUGAGGAAUAUGAAAAGAUACCGAAAGACGAUAUUAAGUUAGUCAUAGGAGAUGCUAAUGCUAAGAUUGGUAAAGAAAACAUAUUCAGGCCAACUAUAGGAAAACACAGUAAACACGAAAGCACCAAUGAAAACGGAUAUUUCCUGAUAGAUUUUGCAAGUGAGAAAGGAAUGAUCAUUAAAAGCACUCAUUUUGAGAAAAAAGAAAUACAUAAAGGCACUUGGAGGCUCCCGAAUGGAACUGAUAUCAACCAAAUCGAUCAUGUGCUAAUAGAAGGGCAUGAUAAAAAUUUGAUAACAGACGUCCAAAGCUACAGAGACCCAAGCGUAAAUUCGGACCAUUUUUUAGUUGGUCUACAGAUGAAACAAGACGUCCCACGCGACAGAAGUGGAAGAGAGCUGAAAUGUAAACAUAACCAUGCAACAUUAAAGAAGGAAGAAGAUAUCGGCAAUACAAAGAAGUUGAGCGAAAAGUGUGAAACCGUUAAAAUUCAGAAAGACAUAGAAAAGUUAUGGACGGCCGUGAAAAAUCAAGUUGUCGGCGAAGCAAGUAGGAAGGAAAAUGAGUGGGUCGAUACAGAAUUUGAAAAAGAAUUAGAAAAUAAGAAAGCAAGAGAGAAAGCGGAAGAACUAGUGGGAGAAGAACAAGAAAUAUUAGAAAUGUGGAAAAACCAUUUCGAAAAACAAUUGAAUGGGAUAGAUCACUACGAUGCAGAAGAAGAAGAAAACCCUCCAACACUAACUGAAAUUGAAGAGAUAAUUAAGAAACUGAAAAAUACCAAAAGUUCUGGACAAGAUAUGGUGACGCCAGAAUUGCUUAAGUAUGGGGGGGAAGUGCUGAUCAAACUUAUAAAAGGGCUAAUAGAUGAAAUAUGGACGCAAGAACAAAUGCCGAAGAGCUGGAGCAAAGCAUUGCUAAAUCUGGGAUAUAAGGUGUUGGUGACGGCCAUCAAGAAUAAAAUUAUAUUAAAAACGGAAAGUGGAAUGGGAGAAUAUCAGAAUGGAUUAAGGAAUGGAAGAUCAAUAAUGGAUCAAAUAUUCACCAUACGAGAAAUUCAAGAUGGAAGCCAAGAACAGAAACUUGAGACGUUUGUAGCCUUCGUUAACUUUCAACAAACCUAUGGCAGUGUGUUGUAUGAAGCAAUGGUAGAAUUGGGGGUACAAGGAAAAUUGCUCAGAUUAAUAAAAAUGAUUCUACAAAGAACAACAGGUAGAGCAGGAGUAGAAGCACAACAAACAGAGAAAUUUGACGUAAAGAACGGUUUGAGGCAGGGUAAGUCUUUAUUACCACUGUUAUUCAACUUAGCACUAGAGUACGUGGUAAGGAAGGCGAAGCUAAACAGAAAUGGAUCAAUAUAUGGCAAAAAACAACACCAAAUAUUAGCGUUUGCGAAUGACAUAGUAAUAUUAACACGUAGUGAAGAAGAAUUAAGAAAGAAAAUUGUACAGUUAGAAGAGGCAGCACAACCAAUAGGUUUGAAUAUAAAUGAACAGAAAACAAAGUACAUGAAAUGGUCAAACAACAAAUUUGAAAAAGGUGAAAUUCGAGUACAAACUGCAAGCGGGAACACGUAUAAUUUUGAAGAAGUUGAUACCUUUAAAUACCUAGGCACAAAUAUCUACAGGAAGCCGGAGAUGAAGAGAGAAAUACAGCAUAGACUAAUACAGGGAAAUCGCGUAAUUUUUGAAUUAAAAAGCAUCCUAAACGAUGAGAAAAUAUCAAAGAAUUUAAAAACACAAAUCUAUAAAUCCAUAAUUCGGCCAAUAGUAACUUUUGGAAGUGAAAUAUGGACAAUAUUAGGAACGACAGAAAAGAAUUUACUAGGCGUAUGGGAGAGAAAAAUGUUACGAAAAAUUUACGGAGGAGAAAAACAGGUUAACGGAACCUCGAAAAGAAGAUCCGACAGAGAGCUAAUGGAAUUAUUUGAAGAACCGAGUAUUAUAGCAAUAGUAAAAAGACAACGACUCAGAUGGUUGGGCCACAUAUUAAGAAUGUCGCCGAAUAGAGUGCCAAGAAAAAUAUGGGACUAUGAGUUAUCAAUACCCAGAAAGCGGGGCAGACCGAAAAAUACAUGGAAAAAUGAAGUAUUGAGAGAUCUAAAAACAAGUGAAAUCAACGACUGGAAGACGAGGGCUAUGGACAAAUCGGAAUGGAGAAGAACAAUACACGAAGCCAUGGACCGUCUAGACCUCUAG